This is a messenger RNA of Rubroshorea leprosula, 1561 nucleotides long. NCBI's taxonomy places the organism in Eukaryota, Viridiplantae, Streptophyta, Magnoliopsida, Malvales, Dipterocarpaceae. The record is from the annotation of a GenBank genome assembly.
AAAAACAUCACGAAGAAAGGCAGCUUUGGUUUCAUCGAAACCUAAACAUUGAAACAUAUAUAUUCAUUACAACCAUCUAUCUACCAGACCCAACUCCUCUUUUCCAAGGAUCAACCUUUUCUACCCGAGUUUCAGGACUAAGCGGUGAGUUUUCGAAUCAUUCUUUGAAUCAAAUUGUUUUGAUUUCCAGUAAUUCAAGUUGCUAAUAAUGGGAACAGUUGCAAGGCCUAGCUCAUACAUGGCAACAAUUAGCCACUCUAUUUCUGCUUCUCGUAAAACACUUUUCCCAAACACGGCAAACUUGAGUCUUGAACAUAAGGAGGCAUCUUGGAUGUGGCUUAAAAGCUCCUCCAACAUCUCAUCACGGCAGCCCUUCUUCCAGGUUUUCAAAUCAGGGUCCAGGAAAUUUGAAAAGGCUGUUGUAAGGGCAGCUUCUGCAGCAAAUGAUGAGAAUCCUUUGCCAGGGUUGCCUAUUGAUUUGAGAGCAUAUAACAUGCAGCAUCUGUUAACAGGUAAGAGAGCUUUUAUUGCUGGUGUUGCUGAUGAUAAUGGAUAUGGUUGGGCAAUAGCAAAGUCUCUUGCAGCUGCAGGAGCUGAAAUUCUUGUUGGGACAUGGGUGCCGGCACUUAACAUUUUUGAGAGCAGUCUAAGACGUGGGAAAUUUGAUGAAUCACGCAUAUUGCCUGAUGGUUCUUUAAUGGAAAUUACCAAAGUCUAUCCCCUGGACGCAGUUUAUGACUGCCCUGAGGAUGUACCUGAAGAUGUAAAAACAAAUAAAAGAUAUACAGGGUCUUCAAAUUGGACAGUAAAGGAGGUUGCUGAAUCUGUGAAAAAGGAUUUUGGCAGCAUUGACAUCCUUGUUCAUUCACUAGCAAAUGGACCAGAGGUAAGCAAACCACUUUUAGAGACAUCAAGGAACGGAUAUCUUGCAGCUCUCUCUGCAUCUAGUUACUCUUUUGUUUCUUUACUUAAGCAUUUUGCUCCAAUCAUGAAUCCAGGUGGUGCUUCAAUAUCUCUAACAUACAUCGCUUCUGAAAGGAUUAUCCCAGGAUAUGGUGGGGGCAUGAGUUCUGCAAAGGCUGCAUUGGAGAGUGAUACACGAGUGCUGGCUUUCGAAGCUGGAAGAAAACACAAAAUCAGAGUCAACACAAUAUCUGCAGGUCCAUUAAGAAGUCGUGCUGCUAAAGCAAUUGGAUUUAUCGAUAUGAUGAUUGAUUAUUCACUGGCUAAUGCACCACUGCAGAAAGAACUUUCAGCAGAGGAGGUGGGGAAUGCUGCUGCCUUUCUGGCAUCACCUUUGUCCUCUGCAAUCACCGGUGCUGUUGUGUACGUGGACAAUGGUCUGAAUGCAAUGGGAGUGGGAGUUGACAGUCCAAUAUUUGAAAACCUUGAUAUUCCAAAAGACAAAUAGAGCUAUGUUGUGACUUGUGUGAAUGGUACAAUAUUUGCGAACCUUGAUUUUCAUAAACAUGACCGGAGCUAGUGUUGAGGUUUCGAGGCUCACGUUUGGUGCAUUUUAUUGAGAACAAUGAUUUAGCAGUAAUAAACUGUUUCGAGGAUC